UUUUUUAUUUUACUAAAAAUUCCGCUUCAAAUUUAUUUUUUUACCUUCCUUUUACAGGCUUAAUAGACAUUGCUAACAUAAAUAUUGAUACAUUUAUUGACGACAAAAUUACUCACAAAAAUAAUAAUUCAACAACCAAAACAAAAAUUGGCCGUAUUUUUAAAAAACAAGGAAAAAUAAUGGCUGUAAGUAGAGGAGGAAAUUUUAAUGUUACAGUGCCUUUUAUCGCUCAACUUUAUGAAGGUGAACUUGAAUACAAUUUAAAUGAAUUGUCUUUCCAUAAAAAUUUAAAACCUUUUCGGAGACGUGAAAUAAUUUUAACUAAUACAUGCCCUUUUCCUUUGGCUAUUUUUGGAGCUGAAAUUGAAGAAAAUGGAAAAGAUUAUUUUGAGAUUUUUCUUAUCGAAUCGCCUAUAAUAAUUUCUCCCGGCCAAUCUUUGCCUUCUCUAAAAAUUUUAUUUAAAAAUUCCAUUCCUUCACCAACUAACCUUUCUUCAUCGCAUAUUAUUAUCAACACAAAUCUCACAAAUUUUCAAUUGCCUUUGUAUAUAUUUGAUGGAGAAAUAAAUAUCACUUUACAUUCUAUUGAGCAAAAUAUUUUUAAUUUUGGUCUUUUAAAAAAGGGAGAGAAUCGUUCUAUUUUGGUUGGGAGGACUGGGAAAUACUCGAAAAUUUUUCUUACUUUCCGGAUCCUAAUUUUUUAA
Molecule: messenger RNA, 704 nt
Organism: Meloidogyne enterolobii
Lineage: Eukaryota; Metazoa; Nematoda; Chromadorea; Rhabditida; Meloidogynidae
Source: the annotation of a GenBank genome assembly